CUCCGCCUCACCUCGACCACCGACUCGAGACAUCAGUAUCCACCAUGCGUGAACAUGGCAAAGCCUACGAUUCUAUAUAAUUACCAUGCUCACACAAUCAUCCGCACAAGCUCUCGCCCGCCUCCGCGCAUACUCACCUCCGCCGACGCAAUGGUAUAACUGCCCACUCACGAGACGCGCAGCCGUCCUCAUCCUCCUCUUCCCGGACCGCCAUGGUGAGCUGAAGGUCGUGCUUACGAUGCGCGCAAGCACGCUGCGAAGUUACGCAGGCCAGGCUGCUUUACCGGGAGGUAAAUCAGACAGCCUCGACGAAACCCCAUUCGACACCGCACGCCGCGAAGCAUACGAGGAAAUCGGCCUGCCAACCAACGACACCAAGCUGCCCCCGGGCUUCCAGAUCGAACACCUAUGCGAGAUCCCCGCCAACCUCGCGAAGACCGAACUCGGCGUCAGACCAUGCGUCGCCUUCCUCUCGUCGCCCGAAUCCGACAGCAGCAGCACGUCAACAGCAGGAGAGAGCAAAGGAGAAAGUGGGGGAGGAAGUGGCGUCGAAGAAAAGAUGAUCCCGCGGCUCGACCCGAAAGAAGUCGCCGCCGUCUUCACGGCGCCGUUCAAGAACUUCCUGCGCAAGAACUGGGAGUCCCAUGGCCCGGGGCCCGUCAACAAGGCCGGGCAUCCGCACUCCUGGUACCGUGGCUCCUGGACGGACUGGCACGAGUCGCGGUGGCGUAUGCAUAAUUUUUAUAUCCCUAAGCCUCCGCCUCCUUCUCCCUCGACUUCGACUUCCUCGACGACGACGUCCGCGUCCACGGCGAUGAAGACGAGGCCGGAUUCGCAGGACCCGACAACGACGCCGUUUGAGGACUUGACGACAUUCAGGGUGUUCGGGAUGACGGCGAGGAUCCUGGUCGAUGCCGCGAGGGUGGCGUACGGGGAGGAGCCGGAGUUCGAGCACAAUUCGCAUUUCGGCGACGAGGACAUGUUGGCGAGGUUGCUGAAGAUGGGGCGGCUGAGCGAGCGGAGGGAGAAGGGGGAGGAGUUGACUAAGGAGGUGCUGAGGAAGGCGAGUCGGAUGUGAGAUUGAGAGAGUUAGGGUUGAUAUUGUCAUGGAGAAAGGGAAGCCAAAGGGCAGUAUAUGGAUGAGACGGGUUGUAGAUAGGUGGUGAUAGUAUGAGCGUAUCCGAAGUGGGUGGUUUGUUAUUUACAUUGGCAUUUACAUCGUUUAUAUACAGGUAGACAUUGUAAGUCGCGACCGCGCUUGUAGUAAUUCAUACAGUCGUUGAUCA
This is a messenger RNA of Aaosphaeria arxii CBS 175.79, 1286 nucleotides long. Its product is annotated as NUDIX domain-containing protein. Gene Ontology annotation, biological process: coenzyme A catabolic process. The record is from RefSeq and is a predicted model, not a curated record. Gene Ontology annotation, molecular function: acetyl-CoA hydrolase activity; coenzyme A diphosphatase activity. The transcript has 3 exons. Bases 86 to 1078 code for a protein of 330 amino acids. Lineage: Eukaryota; Fungi; Ascomycota; Dothideomycetes; Pleosporales.